Messenger RNA from Sphaeramia orbicularis (orbiculate cardinalfish), 20072 nucleotides. It is a transcript of the gene obscna, whose product is annotated as obscurin, cytoskeletal calmodulin and titin-interacting RhoGEF a. Lineage: Eukaryota; Metazoa; Chordata; Actinopteri; Kurtiformes; Apogonidae. The record is from RefSeq and is a predicted model, not a curated record. Gene Ontology annotation, molecular function: guanyl-nucleotide exchange factor activity; ATP binding; protein binding. Gene Ontology annotation, biological process: protein phosphorylation.
CUGUUUUCAUCCCAGGAAGCAUCUGUUUAAGUUUGAGCCCUUCCAUUGCCCACUCACUCUUUGAAGAGAGACUUGUUGGUAAGACGAAGGAUGGGAGACUUUAAACCUGGGAUAGUAGCAGCUGCAAAGAACCGUCUGCAGGUGGUCAAGGGCUUAGAGGAUGUGGAAGUGUCUGAAUGUGAGAGCGUCUCCUUUGAGGUGACCCUCAACCUGGCCUACAUCGAGGGCGCAUGGACCAGGGAUGGGAUACAGCUGAAGUCAAAGCCCCACUGUCGAAUUAGUAUGCAUGGCAAAAAACACUCACUCACACUGAACCGGGUGACUGUGGGCGACGCAGGCCUGUUGUCCUUUCAGGCCGACGGUGUUCAGACCUCAGGCAAACUCAGUGUCAGAGCCAGGGACAUUCAAGUGGUGAAACAACUCGAGGAUGUGGACACAGUAGAGCGUCAGCCAGUUCAAUUCACCUGUGAGGUCAACCAGGUGGAUGUGGAUGGCCGCUGGUACAGAGACGACUGCCGCAUUCGACCUGGGGACAACAUCAAAAUCAGGCAUCAGGGUAAAACUCACACCUUGAGUUUUAAGUCAGUCAGGCCAGAACACGCUGGAGAGAUCAGAUUCACAGCAGAACGGGUCUCAUCUUAUGCAACUCUCAGAGUUAAAGAGCUGCCAGUCCAAAUAGUGCGUCCUCUGAGGGUCAAGAUAGCAAUGUAUCACCAUCGAGGUCUGCUGGAGUGUCAGGUGUCUCGACGUAAUGCUCAGGUCAGGUGGUACAAGAACAGGAAGGAGCUUCUGCCCAGUAAGAAGUACCAACUCAUCAGCCAAGAUGUGUACAGGCAGCUGACCAUUGACGAUGUCUGCUCUUCAGAUGAGGACACCUAUACCUGUGAUGCAGGAGACGACAAAACAUCUUGUCAGCUUCUGGUGGAAGAACAGGCCAUUACCAUCAUACGGGACAUGAGUUCAGUGGAUGUGAUGGAGCCAGACCCUGCACUGUUCCAGGUGGAGACCAACCUCAAGUCUGGAAGGCCCCCUAGAUGGACCCUAAAUGGUGAGGUUCUAGAGCCGAGCCCACUCGUGGACAUCAGCAGGGACGGCACCGUCCACAGUCUGUGUCUCACCUCGACAGACAGCUCCAUGUCUGGUCCUGUGCUCUUUGUUGCUGGAAAAAGUCGUUCCAGUGCUCAGCUCACUGUGAAAGAGCGGCCUCUUCAGAUUGUGCAUCAUUUGGAUGACAUGGAGGUGAAAGAGAACAGCUCUGUGACUCUGAGCUGUGAGUUCACUCCCUCCCCUAGGGUGGUGCGCUGGUUCAAAGGUCGAACAGCUCUGAAGACCUCAAACAAGUACAGCAUGAGGAGGGAAGGCAGACGUGCACAACUGACCAUCCAUGGCCUGACAGGCAUGGAUGCAGGGCAGUACCGCUGCAUGGCCGGAGGUUCACAGAGCAGUUCACAUGUCAGAGUAGAAGUGCGAACACUAAAACUGGUCAAACACAUUGAGCCAGUGGAAAUUGAGGAGGAUGGAGCUGCCAGGUUCUCAUGUGAGCUCAAUUACGUCGUUGCAAAUGUUGAGUGGCUCCUCAAUAAUGUCCGGAUCUGUCCCAGUGCCAUCAACAAGAUCCAGCACAUGGGCACUAUCCACAGCCUCACGCUAAAAAAACUACGACCACAAGAAGGAAAAGUCACCUUCAAAGCAGGUUUUCUUACUGAAACAACAGCCCUAAAGGUUAAAGAGCGCCCAGCGGUGUUCCUGAGGUCUCUGGAGGAUGUGGCUGGAGAAGAGCAAAGGGACGUCUGUUUACAGUGUGAAAUUUCCAAAGAGACGGUGACCCCUGUGUGGAAAAAGGAUGGGAUGGCGCUGUCAGCUAAUGACAAACAUGAACUGCUCCAAUAUGGAAAGUCAGUGGCACUGAUCAUCCAUUCACUGUCCAAGGAUGAUGCUGGACAGUACACCUGUGAUCUGGGCACCAGCCAGACCAAGGCCAGGGUCAUAGUUCACGAUUUGCAUGUGUCCAUUGUUCAGCGUUUAAAGACCACCCUGGUCCUGGAAGGAGAAAGCUGCAUUUUUGAGUGUCUCCUGUCUCAUGACCUUUGUGAUGAGCCAUCGUGGAGUAUUAAUGGUGAGGAGGUGGUCGCCAACAGCCGGAUUCAAGUCGUCAACAAUGGUCGGAAGUAUAGGUUGACUCUUAAAGAUGCCAUGCUGUCUGAUGCAGGAGAUGUGGUCUUCACACUUAAAGACUUAAGCUGUAGGACCAUGCUGUUUGUUAAAGAGAAGCCGGUGCACAUCUUCAGGGAACUGCUGAAUGUCAAGGCAGUGCCAGGUGAGGAUGCAGAGCUGAGCUGUGAAAUAACAAAACCAGAAGUCACCAUCCGCUGGCUGAAAAAUGGCCACGUGAUCAGACAGAGUCCCAAGUAUGAGAUGAGUGUGGAAAAGAACCUGGCCCGACUGGUGAUCAGGAACAGCACCAUCAGAGACUCUGGGGAGUACUGCUGUGAGGCUGAAGGCGUCGCCUCCAGAGCCAAGCUGGACAUCAGAGAGCUCCAGCACACAUUUGCCCGAGAGUUAAAGGAUACAAGAGCAGAGGAAAAAGGUAAAGUCAUCCUGGAGUGUGAGACGAGGCGUCCGGCCAAACGUGUGACCUGGCUGAAGGGCAUGGUGGAGCUGAGAGCUGGGAGGAAGUACGUCAUGAGGCAGAAAGGCGUGGUGCUGUCGCUGACCAUCACCACCCUGGAGAAAUCCGACACAGAUAUUUACAUAUGUGACGUUGGUACCAUGCAGAGUCGGGCACAGCUGACGGUACAGGACCAGAAGGUGUUGAUCCUUGAUGAACUGGAGGAUGUUGAAUGUCUGGAGGGAGACACAGUGACAUUCAGAUGCCGGCUCUGUCCCAGUGACUUUACUGGAGUCAAAUGGUAUCUGGACGAGACUCUGCUGUACACGAAUGAGCUCAAUGAAAUCCAAAUGACCCCUGGAGGUUACCACACACUCACAUUUAGACAACUGGCUCGCAAAGACACUGGUACUAUUUCAUUUGCAGCGGGAGACAAACGAUCAUAUGCCUCGCUGUUGGUUAGAGAGCGACGUCCCACCAUCAUUAAAGCGCUGGAGGACUGUGAGGCUGUUGAAGGAGGUGGUUUGGUUUUGUCUUGUGUUGCUUCCAAACCAUGUCACAUCCUGUGGUACAAAGAUGGCUGCCUGAUGUGGAACUCAUCCAGGUAUUUUGCCAGUCGUUCAGGAUGCGAAGCUCGGCUAACCAUUCGGGAAGUAUGCACUGGUGAUGCAGGGGUUUACGAGUGCAGCGCUGGCUCUGUGACCACCAGGGCUGUCAUCACAGUAAAAGCCAUCCCAGCAGAGUUCCUCCAGCCUUUAAAGAGUGUUGAGGCCAAAGAGGGGGAGACUGUCACACUGACCUGUGAAUACUCUCUGCCUGGUGUCCUGUUUCACUGGAGGAAAGGUUUGGAGAGCCUCCGAGCUGGAGAAAAGUAUGUCAUGAAACAGAGGAAGACCAUCAACUGUCUGACCAUCAAAGCCUUGAAGCCUGAGGACUCUGGAGAAUACACCUGUCAGUGCAGAGACCACAACACUACAGCAAGCCUCAAAGUGCAUGCGAUCCCUAUUACAUUCAUACAACAGCUGAAGAACAUUCAAGCAGAGGAGGGCACCAAUGUCCUGUUGCGGUGUGAGCUGUCCAAACCUGGGAUUCCAGUGGAAUGGAGAAAGGCACAUGAGCAGUUGAGGAACGCUGUGAAACACCAGAUACGGAAAAGGGACACAACUCAGGAGCUCCUGAUCUGGAAAUCUGUCCCUGAGGACAGUGGUGUCUACAGCUGUGUGUGUGAUGACCAGACCACAUCAGCCAAUGUCAAAAUCAUUGCUCUACCCGUGACCUUCAAGCAGAAGCUGAGGAAUGUGUCAAUUGAGGAGGGAAACACUGCGACUCUACGCUGUGAACUGUCAAAACCUGGUCAGACUGUGGAGUGGAGGAGGAGAGGAGAUGAGCUUAUUCGAAAUGGAGACAAAUAUCAUAUACGGCAGAGAGACAUGCUGAUUGAACUGAGAAUAUUUGACGUGAUGCCAGAGGACAGUGACAUCUACACAUGUAUCUGUGGAAACAUAGAGUCCACAGCAACUCUGACUGUCAAUGCUCUUCCAAUCACCUUUCGGCAGAAACUGAAAAACCUUCAAGUGGAGGAAGGUCAAAACAUCACCCUUCAUUGUGAGGUCUCUAAACCCAGUAUUCCAGUUGAAUGGAGGCUUGGAGGAGAUCUGCUAGAGAAUGGAGAGAGGUACCAGAUUAGGCACAGGGAUUCCGUCCAGGAGUUGACCAUUUCAGACGUUGUCCCAGAGGACAGUGGAGUCUACACCUGUGUGUGCAGGGAAGCGAAGACAAAGGCUACAGUGAAAGUUAUUGCGGUUCCUGCCACGUUUAAAGUCGGCCUGAAGAGCCAACAGACUGAAGAAGGGAGCAGUGUGGUGUUACACUGUGAGCUCUCAAAGAAGGGAGUCCUGGUGCAGUGGCAGAGGGAGGGCACAGCACUGUCUGAGGAGGGGUCAAAUGGAAAGUAUCACAUAAAACUGGAAGCAAAGACGGCUCAGAUCACCAUUCACAAUGUCCAACCAGAAGAUUCAGGGAAGUACAGCUGCAUCACAGGAGAUGAGAAAACGACGGCUGAACUUAAAGCUCUUCCUGUGACAUUCAAACGAGAGAUCCAGCGUGUGCUUGUAAAAGAAGGAGACAAUGGGAUGUUUUGUGGUGAGCUUUCCAAAGCUGGAGCUACAGUAGAAUGGAGGAAAGGCAGAGUCAUCCUGAAGCCUGGCAGCAAGUAUGAGAUGAAACAGGAUGGGCGAGUCAUUAAAUUAUUUAUCAACCACGUGGAGGAGAGUGAUGCUGGCAAGUAUACCUGCAAGACUAAAGACAGCCAGGCCAUGGCUGAGCUCAUAGUACAAGAUCUGCCUCCACGUUUCAAGCUGCCUCUGUUUAACCAGGAGGUGACAGAGGGACACAGUGUGGUUCUGCACUGUGAACUGACCAAACCUGGCUUCUCAGUAGAGUGGAGGAAAGAAGGGGAGCUGCUAAAGAAUGGAGACAAGUAUCAGAUGAGGAAGAAGGAACUCCAGGCAGAGAUGAAAAUGACAGAGGUCAGUCUGGAUGACACAGGAGAUUAUACCUGUAUAUGUGGGGAGGAAAGAACGACUGCCACCAUCAGGGUGAACGAACGUCCUGUUAAAUUCAUUCAAGAGCUGAAAAAUAUCCAGGUGCAGGAAGGGAAUGGGGUGACUCUUUGCUGUGAGCUCUCCAAGCCUGACAUGUCAGUACAGUGGAAGAAAGGUGACUGUGUUCUGAGCAGUGGAGACAAGUACCAGAUGAAGCAGAACGGCUGCGUCCUGGAGCUCCUCAUGAAGAAAAGCCAGCCUGAGGACAGUGGCGUCUACAGCUGUGUUUGUGAUGACAUUAAAACAACUGCCACUGUUAUCAUCACAGCGAUCCCAGUCACUUUUAAGCAGAAGUUAAAGAAUCAAGAGGCUGUGGAGGAGGGUAAUGUGAUGCUGCGCUGUGAGCUUUCCAAAGCGGGAGUCCCAGUGGAGUGGAGGAAGGACGCUCAACUCCUGCACCAUGGAGACAAAUAUCAGCUGAAGCAAGAGGGCAGGGUGGCCGAGAUGACGAUUAUGAACCUAGCUCUGACAGACGCUGGAGAGUACAGCUGUUAUGUUGGCUCUGUGGUUACUACAGCUGACAUCAAAGUAAGAGCACUCCCUGUAACAUUUAAGACGGAGCUGGGGAAUGUGGAAGUGAAGGAAGGAGACAGCGGGGUGUUGUACUGUGAACUGUCCAAACCUGGAGCUCCAGUUGACUGGAGGAAAGGCCGGGUUGUCCUGAAGCCAGGAUAUAAAUACGAGAUGAAACAGGAGGGAUGUCUCAUCAAACUCAUCAUCAACAACACAGAAGAGACGGACACUGGGAAGUACACCUGCAAGACUAAAGACAGCCAGUCCACAGCUGAGCUCACAGUCAAAGCACCUCCUGUCACGUUCAAGACCAAGUUAAAGAACCAGCAGGUGGAGGAGGAGAACAACGUGAUGCUGAGUUGUGAACUGUCAAAGGCCGGCCUCGCUGUGGAAUGGAGGAAAGGAGAAGAACUGCUCAAGAGUAACUUUAAGUAUCAGAUUAAAAGUCGAGACAGUGUCAAGGAGCUGACCAUCAAAAACUCCCAGCUGGAGGACAGCGGACUGUACAGCUGUGUAUAUGGAGACACCAAGACCACCGCCAACAUCAGUAUCACACCUAUUCCCCUGACGUUUAAGCUGGGACUGAAGAACCAGGAGGCGGCUGAAGGAGGCAACGUGACCCUGCACUGUGAACUGUCCAGGACCGGGGUGCCUGUGCAGUGGUGGAAGGGGGAAGACCAGCUCUAUCAUGGAGGGAGAUACCAGAUGAAACUGACAGGAAAGGUCGCUGAGAUGAACAUCAGGAAUAUCCAGCCAGAGGAUGUGGGAGAGUACAGCUGUGUCUUCGGAGAGCAGAAGACAACGGCUGAAGUCAACGUCAGAGCGGCAGCAUCUGUGUUCUUUGAAAAGGAGCUGGAGAACCAGGCAGUGAUGGAGGGCAAACCGCUGCUGUUCUCUUGUGAAAUUUCCAGUCCUAAUGUCCCAGUCACUUGGAAGAAGGAUGACACAGUAAUUGUAGAAGGAGGACGGUGUAUUUUAAAGAAGAAAGGCCCUACACAUUCACUGGAAAUCAAGAAACUGCAACUGGAAGAUGCCGGAGAGUACUGCUGUAUCACCAGGGGCAAGAAGACCACCGCCAAGUUGAUUGUGAGGGAGCGCGUGAAGAUUGUAACAGAACUGCAGGAUGUAACAGUGUCAGCGGGAGAGGACGCUGUCUUCACCUGUGAGCUGAGCCACUCAGACGUGAAUGAGGGCGUCUGGUGGCUCGGCUCCAGCCCGCUGCAGAAGAACGAGAUGAACCAGAUGAUGUGCUGUGGACGCCAACACCGUCUGGUCCUCACCAUGACGACACCCGAAGAGACUGGCACUGUGGCGUUUGUGGUUGGAGAGGAGAGGACAUCUGCUCACCUCUUAGUGGUUCCUAAACCAAAGGUUUUAUUCGAAGAGAAACCCAAAGAUGUGAUGAUCAUGGAGGGAGAGAUGGCCACUCUAUCAUGCACAACUUCUGACUCUACCACCCCGGUUGUUUGGAGGCGCAACCAUAUCCCUCUGCAAAAUGGAGAUAAAUAUAAUAUCUACAAAGAGGGAAAGCUCAACCUUCUGCUUAUCUACGAUGUGGACCCACUGGACACUGGCACAUACACCUGUGAUACGGGAGAUGUACAGAGCAGUGCUAAACUCACUGUAACCGAGCUUCCACCAUUUUUCCAGGAGGAGCUGCAGAGUGUGGAGGCUGAGGAGGGCGCUGCAGUGUCUCUGUACUGUGAACUGUCUAAACUGGGAGUGCCCAUACAGUGGAAGAAGAACAGGCAGCCACUGAGAGCCAGCAGGAAAUAUGAAAUUAAGCAGGAUGGCUGCCUCCUCCAGCUUAUCAUCAAGGAUCUGAAACUGGAGGACAGCGGCAGCUACACAUGUCAAGCAGGAGGUGAAGAGACCUCUGCAACCGUGUCAGUGAAAGAACUUCCUCCAGUCUUCAAAAAAGAAUUGCGAGGCAUAGAGGUCGAUGAGGGAGGUAUUGCAUCCCUGCAGUGUGAGCUGUCCAAGCCAUGGCCCUCAGUACAGUGGAAGAAGAACAGACUGCCGCUGAGAACCAGCAGGAAGUAUGAAAUGACACAAGAUAGCUGCAUCGUCCAGCUCCACAUCAAGGAUCUUAAACCAGAGGACAGCGGCAGCUACACAUGUCAAAUAGGAAGUACAGAGACCACUGCAGCUGUGACAGUGAAAGAGCUCCCACCCUUCUUCAAGGUGAGCCUGCAGAGUGUACAGGCUGAGGAGGGGGGAACCACAUCCUUGUGCUGUGAACUGUCUAAACCUGGAGUGUCGGUACAGUGGAAGAAAAACAGACUUCCACUGAGAUCCAACAGGAAGUAUGAAAUGAAACAAGAUGGCUGCAUCGUUGAGCUCCAUAUCAAGGAUCUCACACCUGAAGAUAGUGGCAGCUACACAUGUCAAGUAGGAAGUGAAGAGACCACAGCAGCUGUCACAGUGAAAGAGCUUCCACCAUUCUUUAGGAAAGAACUACAGAGUGUAGAUGCUGAAGAAGGAGGUUCAGCCUCUCUGUGCUGUGAACUGUCUAAACCAGGAGCACCAGUACAAUGGAAGAAGAACAGGAUGGUACUCAGAGCCACGAGCAAGUAUGAGAUGGAACAUGAUGGCUGCCUGGUUCAGCUCCAUAUCAGGGACCUUAAACCAGAGGACAAAGGCAACUACACAUGUCAGACAGGAAAUAUAGAAACCACUGCAGCUGUCACAGUGAAAGAGCUCCCUCUGUUUUCUGAAGAAUUGGAGAGCAUCACGGCUGAGGAGGGAAGUGUAGCUCGUCUGUGCUGUAGACUGUCUAAAGUUGGAGCAUCAGUGCAGUGGAAGAAGAACAGACUGUCACUGAGAGCCAGCAGCAAGUAUGAGAUGAAGCAGGAUGGCUGUGUUGCUCAGCUCUACAUAAAAGAUCUUGAACUUGAAGAUAGUGGAAGAUAUACUUGUCAAGUCGGAGGUGAACAAACCACUGCAACAGUGACAGUAAAAGAACUUCCAAUUUACAUCCAGGAAGAACUACAAAGUGUAGAGGCUGAGGAGGGAUGUACAGCUUCUCUGUAUUGUAAGAUGUCCAAACCUGGGGUGUCAGUACAGUGGAAGAAGAACAGACUGCCACUGAGAGCCAACAGGAAAUAUGAACUGAAACAGGACGGCUGCCUCCAACAGCUUCAUAUUAAGGAUCUCAAAGCUGAGGACAGCGGCAGCUACACAUGUCAGGCAGGAAGUGUAGAGACCACUGCAAGUCUGACAGUAAUAGAGUACCCACUGUUCUUCAAGAAAGAUUUGCAGAAUGUGGAGGCAGAAGAGGGCAGUAUAAUCUCUCUAUGCUGUGAACUGUCUAACCCUGGAGUAUCGGUACAGUGGAAGAAGAACAGACUGCCCCUGAGAGCCAGCAGGAAGUAUGAAAUGAAACAAGAUAACUGCAUUGUUCAGCUCCACAUCAAGGAUCUUAAACCAGAGGACAGCGGCAGCUACACAUGUCAAAUAGGAAGUGAAGAGACCACUGCAGCUGUGACAGUGAAAGAGCUCCCACCCAUCUUCAAGGUGGAUCUGCAGAGUGUAGAGGCUGAGGAGGGAGGAACCACAUCCUUGUGCGGUGAACUAUCUAAACCUGGAGUGUCGGUACAGUGGAAGAAGAACAGGGUGCCUCUGAGAUCCAACAGGAAGUAUGAAAUGAAACAAGAUGGCUGCAUCAUUGAACUCUACAUCAAGGAUCUUAAACCUGAAGACAGCGGCAGCUACACAUGUCAAGUAGGAAGUGAAGAGACCACAGCAGCUGUCACAGUGAAAGAGCUUCCUCCAUUCUUCAAGAAUAGACUACAAAAUGUAGAGGCUGAGGAGGGAGGUUCAGCCUGUCUUUGCUGUGAACUAUCUAAACCAGGAAUGUCUGUACAAUGGAAGAAGAACAAGCUUCCAGUGAGAGCCAACAGGAAGUAUGAAAUGAAACAGGAUGGCUGCCUUGUUGAGCUCCACAUCAAUGAUCUUAAACUAGAGGACAAAGGGAGCUACACAUGUCAGACAGCAAAUAUAGAAACAACUGCAACUGUCACAGUGAAAGAGCUGGCUCCAUUUUUCAAGACAGAACUUCAAAAUGUGCAGGUUGAAGAAGCGGCUUCAGCCACUCUGUACUGUGAAUUGUCCAAACCUGGAGUGUCAGUACAGUGGAAGAAGAACAAGCUGCCACUAAGAGCCAGCAGCAAGUAUGAAAUGAAACAGGAUGGCUGCCUGGUUCAGCUCCACAUCCAGGAUCUUGAAGUGGAGGACAAAGGCAGCUAUACCUGUCAGGCAGGAAGUGCAGAGACCACAGCAACUGUGUCAGUGAAAGAGCUUCCUCCAUUCUUCAGGAAAGAGCUCCAACAUGUCAAGGCUGAGGAAGGAGGUUCAGCAUCUCUGUGCUGUGAACUGUCUAAGCCUAGAGGGUCAGUCCAGUGGAAGAUGAACAAGCUGCCAUUGAGACCCAGUAGCAAGUAUGAAAUGAAACAAGAUGGCUGCAUUGUUCACCUCCACAUUAAGGAUCUCAAACCUGAAGACAGUGGCAGCUACACAUGUCAAGUGCAAAGUGCAGAAACCACUGCAAAUGUGACAGUGACAGCACAAUCUACAACACUGAAGGCAGAGCUUCCCACAGCACGGCCUCGUUCAAAGGGUUCUGCUUCCAAAGUGACGUAUACAUCAGAAGACGAGAGGCCCGACGUUCCAGAGGCAAAACCUGUUCCUCCAGAGCCUAAAAAGAGGAUGAGAAAAGCGUCUAUUACGAACUCAGAAAAAGACAUGGAGCUGACGUUUGACUUAAAACAUCCAAUACAAUCAGUACUGAGAGAUAAGACAAAAGACCAAGAGUGCAUUCAAUCUGUGCAAGCUCCAGAAAAAAACCUUGAUGUUUCACACAAUAUUCAUGAACUGGACUUAAAAAAGCAUAAAGAUGAUGCAGUGUACAAGGAAGGUGAUAAACCUAUAAAACUACUAGAGAAGGAAAAUAAGGUUGAUGGGAGAGUGGGCAAGUUAGUCAGACCUUUGGAAACAGAGGAUGAAGUUGGUAUGGAAAACAAACAACCAGAAAUGAAAGUGGAAAAAUUAAUAAAGGUUGACCAUAAAGUAAGUGAGUUAGUCCAAGAUCCUACUGAGGUUGUGACUGAACAAGAGAAACACCCAUUAUUAUACCCAGAAAAGGACACUGAAGCUGAACGGAGCCUGAAACGACAUGAGAAACAGAAAACAAGUGAAGUUGAGAAAAAGGUGUGCAAACCAGACAAAGUCCUGUGGACGAACACUGAGAAAGAAAAACCAACUAUAACACCACAAGAAAAGAUUGUUGGGAAAGAAACUAUGAAGGAGCAAGAGCUGAAGUUGAAAGUGGAAGAAAAUAAUGCAGAUGAGACCAAAGAGGAGCAAUUGAAACCACCGGUAAGGUCUAAAGGAAAGGUAACAGGGGUCAAAGAACCACUAAAGGAUGUCAGAAAAGAACUUGAGGAGGUUAUUCAACAAAUCAAGCCUAUGAUUAAUGAUUAUAAAGGAGAAAAUAGAGAUGGUAUGAAGCAAAAGCAAAUAUCUACUGAAGCAGAGAGGGAGAAAAAAACCCUGACACCACUGACUCCCGUCAGGCAUAUGGAAAAUACCCAACAAUCCAGAGAACUGGUAGAACAAAACCCAAUAAAAGAGAUAAGAGAAGAAAAAGAGGUCCCUCCAAAAGCACCCAUGAGGACAAAAAGCAAAGCUAAGGGGAUGGGAAGACAAUCAUCAAGAGACACUGAGACUGAUCAAGAUGAACUGACAACAUGUACAGUGAAAGUGACAGCUGAUCAGCCAGUAAAACCUUUGAAGACGGAGGCUGAAGAGAAACCCAUAUUUCAGAAUGACCAGCAAUUAAUGAUGACAGAAGUAGCUCAGAAGGAGAAACAACCAGGGAAAGUCUCACAGAAGGAGUCAAACAUCAAACAGCCACUCAAACAACCAGUAAAACCGAUGAGAAAAGAGCUUGACAUAGGCCAAGUAGAACCAAUGAGAAGAGAAGCAGGACAACAGACACCAAAGGUGACAGAGGACAUCCCUCUGCUUUAUAUUUCUGAAGAUGAAACCUUCUCAGAGGCUUUGACUGAAAUAACAGUGGACAGUAUUCAGGCUCUUAGUUCUUUUGUUGAGGAUUCAACCAAAGUCACUGGCCCACUUCAUCCUGAAGUCCUGCAGAAUGACCAGCCCUCUAGUGAGAGCUUGGCCAUUGAGGAUGAACCACAAAUGCAAGAUGCUGCAGUGAAGAUCCAAGCAGCGUUCAAAGGCUACAAAACCCGAAAAGAAAUGCGACCUGUCUUCAAAGAGGUAUUCAAGAACCAGAAUGUAGAUCUUCACGGCACGCUCAGCCUCACAUGUGUUGUCGAAGGAAAACCCAGUACGGUGCGCUGGUUGAAAGGCGGACAACCAAUCGCUAAUGACAAUAGAUGCCACGUUAAGACGGCAGAGACUGGUGUUUGCACACUGGUAAUUACCAGCAUGAGGAUUAAAGAUAGUGGCAUCUACACCUGUGAAGCAGUGAAUAAGUUUGGCGUGACCUCCUACAAUGGAAACGUAACAGUUGUACAGCCUCAGCAGCCUGUAGCUCCAGUGGUUCAAAAACCUGUACACCCACCUCUUGCAGCCAUAACUCCCCUACAGCUUGCCCCAGUAAAGCCUGAGAACCCAACCAGAACCCAGCCUCAAACUCAAGCCCCGGAACCAGCUCCAGUCACAGAAACUACAACCUAUGUAGAAAGUGUGAGUGUCUCUUUGUGGGAGGCUUACAACCUAACGGAGCAGGACACUCAAAUUAACCUACAUGAGGACAGAAGAUCUUCAGUCAUAGCCAGCUCAAUGUCCAGUCCCUCUGAUUAUGAAACCGCACCAGAUAUAAUGGAACCUGUGGAGACACUCCAAGCUUCACCAAGGGAAGUGACAAAAUCUGCAGACCAAGAACCUGCCAAGGAUGAACAAGAACAGAUCCUAGCUCCACUGCCUCUGAAGCAGCUGCUGAAAAUCAAAGGGGCUCAUGAAGGCAAAAUGAGGACCCCUUCUCCUAAGCACCAUCGUGCCCACACACCUUUAGCAAGUACUGUUUCCGGAUCAGAGUCCGAAGGGGAAGAGGACAGACAAGAGACAUUUGAAAUAUAUGUGGCGCGAGCUGACUGCAGCCCAAACAGUGGAAACAAGGACAGUUUCAUUCUGAAAGAAGGCCAAUACGUUGAGGUCCUGGAUUCUGUCCUUCCCAACCGAUGGCUCAUUCGGACAAAACCAACAAAAACUAACCCUGCCCGACAGGGAUGGGUGUGUCCGGCAUAUCUGGAAAAGAAAAGAAAGGAAACCUUCCCACAAAUAAGGACGCCACAAGAGGACCUCAAUGGAAUUGGAUCAACAGUAGAGGAGUACAGGAAAGCGUCAAGCCAACUCAUCCAAGGCCUGAUUGAUGGAGAAGAGGAGUUUGUAAAGCAGAUGAAGAUGUUUACCUCUCGCCAGCUACAUCACAUCGAUUCCAGUCGACACAUCCCCAUCAACAUCCUCAACCAGAAAGAAAUCAUUUUCAGAAAUAUCAAGGAAAUUGUGUUAUUACAUGAGAGAUUGAUCCUCCCUGGCCUCAGCGCCUGCAUCACAGAUGAUGACGUGGCCAUGCAUUUGAUCAAACACUCUGAAGACUUUGAGAAGUAUCUUCACUACAUAGUGGGACAAGCACAAGCAGAGGCCUGCAUUACUGACAAGAACAUACAACAAUUUUUCAAAGGGUUAACAGAGUCUGGUAAACCUGAGGCUCCUGUCAUGGAUGUGCUGACCUUCCUCCAGAGUCCAAUCGAAAGGAUUCAAACCUACCAAGCAUUACUGAAGGAGCUGAUCAAAAACAAAGCCAAGAGUGGCCAGAACUGCAGUCUGUUGGAAGAUGCCUUUUCCACUGUUUCCUGUCUGCCCUGGAGGUCUGACAAUCUGCACCAGGUGUCCCUCAUCCAGAACUACCCGACUCCUCUUAAAGCUCUUGGUGAACCGGUGCGACAGGGAGUCUUCUCAGUGUGGGAGGACACUCCUGAAAUGAAGCCACUCUCUAGGGGGCAUCAGAGACAAAUGUUUCUGUUUAAGGAAUGUAUUGUACUGUGUAAGGUGAAAAAAGACACCAGCACCAACAGCGACACAUACACCUUCAAGAACAAAAUGAAGCUAAAUGAUGUGGAAAUAAAGGAGAGUGCUGGAGGGGAUGAAAAGUGUUGGGGGUUGUGGCAUGAGCACCGGGGGUCCCUGAGGAAGUACACACUGCAGUGUCGGUCUGCACUGGUCAAACUCUCAUGGCUCAAGGACCUGAAGGAACUGCAACAACGUUCUACUUUGUUAAACAACAACCCGCCAGUGUUUGAAUCACCUUUGUCAGACUGCACAACAAAGAUAGGACAGACAAUCAAACUCACCUGUAAGGUCACAGGAUCCCCCAAACCAAACAUCAGCUGGUUUAAAGAUGGUCUUCCUUUGGAGGACGAUCCCCGUCACAUCAUUACAGCAGACCGGACAGGUACAUGCAGCCUCAUCUUGGACAGCCUCACUGCUGACGACUCUGGACAGUAUGUGUGUUAUGCUUCCAACUCCAUGGGCUCAACUGGCUCUCUGGCUAAGGUUGUAGUGCAAGCCCCACCUAGAUUCAUGAGUCGGCUGGAAAGUGUGUGUUUAAUAGAUGGUGAAGAUAUCAUUUUCACUUGUUCUACACUCACUACUCCUUUACCACGAGUCAGGUGGUUAAAGGGUGGCAGAGAACUGACUAACCAGCAUAAAUACUCAAUCCUGAACGAUGUUCGCAGCGGAAUCCUGAGCCUCACGGUCAUCAGAGCAACAGAGGCAGAUAUUGGACAAUAUGAGUGUGAGCUCUGGAAUGAGUUUGGCUGCGUGAAGUGCAAGGCAGGUCUGUGUCCCGCUUACGUGCCUCCGAUUGACAUUGAAAUCGACCAACCACAAGACUUGCCUCCUAAAGAUGUAGACUCUGAGGGCUGGUCCACCACCUUUGUAAAGAAAUGGCUGCAGACAGACAUCAGCGCCACCUCUAUUGCAAAAUUACUUUUCCCACCUGGAUCCACUGAGCAAACAAGCACUGAGGGGGCAGUUUCUACCCCUGUGUCUGUGGAUGACGCAGUACAGCAGCCUCUGUAUUACCUAGAGGAAGUGGAGGAAGAGAUCUACAUCUCAGAGGCGAUGCAGGAUAUCACAGAUGCUCCUCCAUCUGUCCAGGUCCCCACUGAGGACCUGUGUGUAGAGCCUGGCCAAUCAGCUACAUUUACUGCCAUCAUCACAGGACGGCCCAUUCCUACCGUACAAUGGUAUAAGGAUGAAGAUGAGCUCACAGCCAAUGAGAAUGUGGAGAUAGUCCAGCAUGGUGCCCGAUGCUCUGUGUCCAUCAUGUGCCCAGAGGGGGAGGACAGUGGUAUAUACACCUGCUUUGCCUACAAUGACGCUGGAGAGGCCUCUUGCCAGGCCCAGCUCACUGUGGAGGAAGGUUUACUUGAGUCUCAGGAGAAAGAGGUUGAGCUGGGGAAAAGAAGGAAGCUCUUUUCUGUCUAUGAUGUCCAUGAGGAAAUAGGAAGGGGAACAUUCAGCGUGGUGAGGCGUGUCGUCCACAAAAGAACAGCCGAAGUGUUUGCUGCUAAAUUCUUGCCUCUGCGGAACAGCACUCGGACCAGGGCCUUCCAGGAGCGAGACUUACUGUCCCGCCUGGCUCACCCCAGAGUGGCCUGUCUGUUGGAUUUCUUUUGCACCAGACGUACUCUGGUGUUGAUCACCGAAAUCUGUUGCUCUCAUGGCCUCCUGGACCAUUUAUUUUUAAGGGGAUCAGUUUCAGAGAAAGAGGUUCAGUCAUAUAUUCAGCAAAUCCUGGAAGGAGUCGGACACAUUCAUAGCAUGAACAUCUUACAUCUUGACAUUAAACCUGAGAAUAUCCUCAUGGUAUAUCCACCGAGAGAUGAGAUCAAGAUCUGUGACUUUGGGUUCUGCCAGGAAAUAGACACAUCCAGACAUCAUUAUAGCAUGUUUGGUACACCAGAGUUUGUUGCACCCGAGAUUGUUCACCAAGAACCCGUCACUGUGGCCACUGAUAUCUGGUCUGUGGGUGUCAUAGCGUAUCUGUGUCUAGUGUGCCGAUGCCCUUUUGUUGGGGAGACGGACCGUGCUACACUGUUGCGGGUGGGGGAGGGGACCCUGAACUGGGAUGCCCCCGACAUCACUCACAGGAGCCCUGAAGCCCAGGACUUCCUCCGCAUGGUUCUCCAGCCAGAUCCAGAGAAGCGUCCAUCAGCCUUUGAGUGCCUCAGCCAUGAAUGGUUCCAGGAUGAACAUGCUGUAGAGGACACAGAUGAAAUUAACACAAGGAGUUUGAAAGUUUUCCUCUCUAAAAGGAAAUGGCAGCGUUCGUUGACUUGCGUUGGUUCGGUGCUUAUGUUGAGGCCUAUACCAGAGCUGCUGGAUGCUCCUCUCCGAGAGACUGCAGUCACAGUUCCCCGUGAACCUCAGGAACACAGCAGCACCUCUUUAAGCAGUGGCUCCUCAUCCGAGUACGACGAAGCUGACUCAUGGGAUUUCUUCCAGCACUACAGCCCGACUGAAGAGGAGGAAGAAACAGAGGAGGACUAUGACCCUGUAAUGGAGAGAGCUCAGAUCCCAGAGCCAAUCACCCAGCUCCGCUUCGAUGCAGAGAAGGAAGAGGAAGUGACACCAGGGGAGGAAGACGAUGGGGAGAGAAGUGUUCUAGAGCGCAGUAUGAGCAGGCAGUCAGUUACCUCAUCAGACGUAUCCUGCCAAGCUACACCCCAGAGGGAGCGUAGGUUCAGCAAAGACAGUAGUCCAUCCCUUUACUUAUCGGAUGGGGAUGAGGGCUCUGGAAGUGAUGGAGGUCGUAUCCCUCGGGGCAGCGUCAUUCGAAGCACUUUCUACAGCACCUCACAGCAGCUUUCACCAAUGUCUGCCAGACACAUGACAUUACGAGACAAAUUUCAGGCCAAAAAGCAGGAGAGAGGGCGCAAACCACUAAGGAGAAGCUUUUCUGGACGUCUAAAUGAGCCUCUUAUUGAAUAUGUGGAAGAUGAGAUGGAAGGCAGUCGUGCUCAGAGACGGGGAUCAGUCCAGCCCACGAUGCAGAAAUCCUGUUCUUUUGACAGCGGAUUUGGACUCUCACACACUAACAUGCCACCGCACAGGAGGAGCCGGUCCCUGGAUGAUUAUUCACGACGCCCUGACAGCUCACCUAAAGAAGAAGGUACACAGAGUCUGAAGGAAGAUUUCACAGAAGAUGACGCAGCAGGGAAGAAAUUGUUGGCCAUCCCAAGCCCGCGACGGGCUGCACAAAGACGGGGAUCUGUGGCUCUAGUGCAAGGGAUGAACAGUGUUUCUGAUGCCUCUGGUAGAUUGAGCUUCUUGGCUGGAGAAAGGAGUCCCAAGCUGGGUCAGACUGAGGGAGGCACCUUCUGUGGCUCCCAGGGAUCUUUGUCCGAAUCCUAUAUUUUAGAGCAUGGAGGCUCAGACUCUUCUAGUAGACUUGGAUCUUAUGAGGAGCUCAGUCAUCUUAGAGGACGAUCAGGAGACAGUGAAGGGUACGAUGAUCAGGGAGCGCCUCUGAUUUCUUCAUCACCUCUUUCAUUUCGAGGCCUGGAGCGUGAUAUCAAACCCCGCGCACCGCCACGAAACCGCACCCGAUCAAACCCCAACUUAUCUACAAUCAGCAGAAGUCAGGUGGUGUCAUCAGCAACACCAAGCCCCAGUCCCAGCCUGUCUUCUCUUCAGUCUCCAGAAAGACCUCCUAGGACCAGGGACAAGAAGGAGGGCCACGGCCUUCAGAGACACGCAUCAGCUCCAGCCCUUGAAGCCCGGCAACCCACCGGAAAGUCACCCAAGCUGGGACUGUUGAAGAUCUUCCGCAGGCAGUCAUGGACCGGCCAUUCGUACUCGCAACUGGACGAUGUUGAGUUGGGACCAACACUCGGAGAGAUCAUGAAGCCUGACACGCCCACGAUGUCUCUGAGGAAGAGGAUGAGAGCCUCAGCCUCCAGCCUCACCAAAUUGUUCUCCAGGUCUUCUAGUAAGGAGGAUGUCAGUACAGGGCCAAUAGUUAAAGGAUCAUCUCCCAUCCCACCUGAGAGGAACCCUAAAAAGAAGACCUCAAAACUUUUACCUUCUUUAAAAAUCCCUUCAUUUAAAAAGACAAAAGAUCUGUCAGUCCGGCCUAACAAAGCUGAAGUGCUGCCGUUGGAUGGAGGUGGAGUCCUGUUGGUGUGGAAACCAGUUCAGUCCAGCGAUCCUGUCACCUACUGUGUGCAGUACUGUACAGACGGUGGAGAAUGGACUGUCCUGUCAGAUGAAGUGACGGACAGCUGCUACGUGGUGAAGGAUUUACCUCGAGGAGCGUCUUAUGUCUUCAGGGUGGGCUGCAUCACAGAAACAGGAGCAGGGCCAUUCAAUGAUGCCUCAGCACCCACUGUUAUGGCCACUCAUCCUGAAGAGACUCACAUUCCUCUGGUCCAGACUGAUCUCUUGGGGUCAAAGGUGGCAGGGUCAGGAAAACAGAUAACCCACAGGAACUUCAACUUCCUCUCUGAAAUCAACCGGGGUCGUUUCAGUAUACUGACUGUCUGCAGGGACAUUGAGACCAGCCAAGUGUUUGCUGCUAAGAUCACUCCUUAUCAGGCGGAGCAGAGGCAGCUGGUGCUGAGGGAAUACCAGCUGCUGAGGAGGCUUCAUCAUCCUCACCUGGUCCAGCUGCACAGUGCCUACAUCACCUCCAGAUACCUGGUGUUGGUGGAGGAGCUCUGCUCUGGCAAAGAACUGCUCUACAGUCUGGCUGCAAGAGAUCUGUACGCAGAGACACAUGUGGCAGAGCUGCUGGUUCAGAUCCUGAGUGCUGUUGACUACCUUCACAGCCGUCGAGUCAUCCACCUGGACCUGAAGUCUGACAACAUGCUGGUGGACGACUGCAACCAUGUCAAGAUUGUAGACUUUGGUUCAGCCCAGUCCUUCACACCUGGGCAGCCUCUCCACAUUGAACAUAUCCAGGGCCUGUCGGAGAGUAAAGACCGCCGCAGCAAAGCCUCACCCACCUCAGCUGAACCUAGCUUCCAUAUCCUAACAAACCAAAGUCCAUUUUCUUAUAAUUUUCAUCCUUCUAUCCUACCUGAAUCUGUUCACAAUCAAAUAAACAUGGGCGUGAAUAUGGCGAUGGUCAGUCACAUCACAAUUCUUUAUGAACAAUAUCCUGUGUCUUUCUGUUUUUGUUCAGUUUAUAUUGUCCUACCUAAAGCACCGGAGAUCCUGGAAGGUCAAGGUGUCGGACCAGAGACUGACAUUUGGGCUAUUGGUGUUCUGUCAUUCAUCAUGUUGAGUGCUGAUAGUCCAUUCCAUGCAGAGCUCAGCUGGGAGCAAGACAGAAACAUAAAGAAAGGAAAGAUCCAGUUUGGACGCUGUUACCCUGGUUUGUCAGAGGGGGCUUUGAACUUCAUGAAAAGCAGUUUGAACCACAAAUCCUGGGGCAGACCCACUGCAGCUGAAAGUCUUCAUAACCCGUGGUUGCGUGCCCAUCGUACUCCACACAAAGCCAGGGCCUCUAAGGUGUGCUUUUCCACCGACAAGCUUAAAGCUUACCUGAGUCAGAAGGAGGAGAAACGAGACCAGGUCCGCACCAAGCUCCAGGGUCCCUUCUUCCCAUAAUGCAACAGCAGAAAAAGGAGGGCAUUUGUUUAUUAGCAGUUUAAAUGUGUAGCGAUAUCAUGUCUGUUUUUUUCUCCCUGUAUGACUUUUUGUGUUACAAAAUGUGAUGCGUCUUAAAAUGGUUUCAAAGUGUAGUUAUGCAUUAAGGAUGUUUAUGUGAGUGCUUUGGUCUAUACUGAAACAUAUCAGGGAUAAGGUUAGUCUAAGCAGUGAGUGCACAGUGAUGCAGGAGCUCUAAAGCUUUUUUUGACAGUUGUUUGUUUCUGGUUGUCUGUUAGUGUCAAACAGAUGCACCAGGUGGCCUUAAAGUGAACAUGUUCUUUGUGCUGCUUACUGAGAAUACGUCUAUUUAUGAGUGAUAUAUACAAUGUACAUGGUGUGCCUUAAGGAUGGAAUGUAUACACAGAGAAAUUGCUUAGAUUUAAAGGUUUUAUUGCUUUGUCAGUUAUAUCAGAUCAGCCCCCAAACUGAUUGAUAAGACUGGAAGAUGAAUUAAAUAUAACAGAAGUAAAUUGUUCUCAUAUUCUUUAUUUGUUCUCAAUUGUGUACAAACACACAAACACCACUAAAUCUAUCACAAACCCACAUUUUCCUAGUCUGAAAAAAUCUUUCAAUUCCCUUCACAUCCAUCCUUUUCAAACUGUUUUUCUCUGAAUAUUAAACUGCACGGAGUCCUUGAACAAAAUGGAUGGUAACAA